AGACUCGACAGCUGCUAUGUUCUCCGGUUGCUAUGUUCAUGUCGGUUAAGUGAAGGUCCAAACCUGGACCAUACACCACUAAGGCGUUUUUCAGGGAGCAGGUGUCAACCAAAUGCACAGUCAUGGAAGACGACAUACAAGAAGAAGUGCUCUCAGAGUUCAGAGAGAAGCGUCUGGGCGGCUGGCAGAUUUUGCAGCUGACGGCAGCAACAGGUCUGACGGUUUAUGCAGUCUGGGCAGGAAUUUUAAUGCCAGGGUUUCGCCGAGUGCCGCUCAAAUUACAAGUGCCUUACAUACCAGCAAGCAAAGCUCAAGUUUCCAAUGUUAUGACUCUGAUGAAGGGAAGGUCGGGAGGCAUCGCUGAUCUGGGAUCAGGUGAUGGCAGGAUUGUGUUAGAAGCUUGCCGUCGGGGUUUCUCUCCAGCUGUCGGUUAUGAGCUCAACCCCUGGCUUGUUCGUCUUGCACACUUUCAUGCGUGGAGAGCUGGACACCAUAGAAGUGUUUCUUAUCGACGAGAGGACCUCUGGAAGGUUGAUCUCUCAACAUAUAAAAAUAUCACCGUAUUUUUAGCCCCCAGUGUGUUAAGUCUUUUACAAAAGAAGUUGCUGGCUGAGCUUCCGGAAGAUGCUCUGAUUGUGGCGGGACGCUUUCCCUUUCCUGAUUGGACGGCGUGUAAAGUAGAAGGUGAAGGCGUGGACAGAGCGUGGGCCUAUCAGAUACAAGAACUGAGAAAACAAUACGAGUCAAAAGAUAACCAUGUCUGAGAAUCGUUUUUUUUAACCCUCCGCUUUCUUAUUUUAUUAGUUCUUAUCACAUUUUACAGAAUUAUUACUAUUUUAAAAUAUUAUAUGUAUAUUUUUAUUGAGAUCUUAAUUUUAAGUUAAGUUGAUUAACACAACACACAACUCUCUGCAUGAGUGUGUGGGAGUUCCUUAAAGGGUUUGAGGCAUAUACUGUAGACGUGGAACACUUCCUGUUUUUAAAUGUGACCCAGAUUGUGUUAUGUGUACCGUCUUUCAAGUAUUUCUCUUUUAUUGAAAAAGGGAAAUAAAGCACAUGCAUUGUGAGUCA
Messenger RNA from Danio rerio (zebrafish), 1071 nucleotides. RefSeq names its product adenine nucleotide translocase lysine methyltransferase (gene antkmt). Gene Ontology annotation, molecular function: protein-lysine N-methyltransferase activity. Lineage: Eukaryota; Metazoa; Chordata; Actinopteri; Cypriniformes; Danionidae. The record is from RefSeq and is marked provisional.